Molecule: messenger RNA, 513 nt
Organism: Angiostrongylus costaricensis
Lineage: Eukaryota; Metazoa; Nematoda; Chromadorea; Rhabditida; Metastrongylidae
Source: the annotation of a GenBank genome assembly
AUGAUUCGGUCUGGUUCUUGCAUUGUCGCUCGUCAUGCACAGUUGCGGAAUUUCACGACCGGUAAGGAUCUUCCUAUAAUUCGUUAUGCUGACGCUAAACGGAAAGAAGUCGAAGAUAUCCUCCAACCAACGGUUACUAAGGUGCCGAUUACGGUGAUAGCCGAUGAAGCUGCUGAUAUUAGUGGUGUUCCUAGCGAACAUAAAGAGGAGCGGAGAGCAAGAAUAUUUCGAGCUGCACGAGAAGCUACUCAGGCUUCGUGGAACAACACCAAGGCAUGGCGAAUUGAGCUUGAUAAUCGUUCACGAUGGGAAAAUCCUCUUAUUGGAUGGGGAGAUCCAUUAUCAAAUAUAUCAAUGAAUAUGAAGUUCGCUAGCAAAGAGGAUGCUAUUGCCUUUUGUGAGAAAAACAGAUGGCCAUACGAGAUAGAGAAAGAACAUGUUCGUGAAAUUAUCCCUAAAAGCUAUGGGACUAACUUCUCUUGGAACAAGAGAACUCGAAUAAGCACCAAGUAG